This is a messenger RNA of Lolium rigidum, 2214 nucleotides long. Its product is annotated as probable cyclic nucleotide-gated ion channel 5. The coding region runs from base 1 to 2214 and encodes 737 amino acids. Gene Ontology annotation, biological process: monoatomic ion transport; transmembrane transport. Gene Ontology annotation, cellular component: membrane. The record is from RefSeq and is a predicted model, not a curated record. Gene Ontology annotation, molecular function: monoatomic ion channel activity; protein binding. The transcript has a single exon. Lineage: Eukaryota; Viridiplantae; Streptophyta; Magnoliopsida; Poales; Poaceae.
AUGUUCUCCAGCUGCGCCGGCAACAAUACCCAUAGGUCGUUCCAGUUCACCGACGACGACGGCCGCAAGGACAAGUUCGUAAGGUUGGACGACACGAUCAGCCCGACCGCCACCAUGGAAGCCGGCAGCGGCCACCAGAUGGACAGCUACUUCUCCAGCCGCCCGGUCAAGAUCCGGUCGCGCUCCGUCCGCAUGGCGGCGGCCGGCGUGAUCAACCGGUCGGAGCGCCUCAAGAACAUCGGGCGCGUCUUCCAGGAGGACCUCAAGAGCAUCUCCCUCAAGAUCUACGACCCGCAGGACCCGUUCCUGAACCGCAUGAACCGCCUCUUCCUCUUCUCCUGCAUCGUCUCCGUCGCCGUCGACCCGCUCUUCUUCUACCUCCCCUCCGUGUCCGAGACCCAGAGCAACACCUGCAUCGGCUUCGACCGCGUCCUCGCCGCGGGGGCCACCGCGCUCCGAUCCGCCCUCGACUUCUUCUUCCUCGCCCGGAUCCUGCUGCAGUUCCACACCGCCUUCAUCGCGCCGUCCUCGCGGGUGUUCGGCCGUGGGGAGCUCGUCGUCGACUCCGCCGCCAUCGCGCGCCGCUACAUGCGCCGCUUCUUUGUGUUCGACGUCCUCUCAGUGCUGCCGCUGCCGCAAAUACAGAUCGUCAAGUUCUUCCUGCGCCCCAAGGGCUCCGACCUGCUCCCCAUCAAGACGGCGCUCUUCUUCAUCGUGCUCACCCAGUACGUGCCCCGCCUCGUCCGCAUCUACCCCAUCACCACCGAGCUCAAGCGAACCACGGGGGUCUUCGCUGAGACCGCCUUUGCCGGUGCCGCUUUCUACCUCCUCCUCUACAUGCUCGCCUCCCACAUGGUGGGCGCCUUCUGGUACCUCCUCGCCGUCGAGCGCCUGGAUGACUGCUGGCGCGAGAAGUGCGCGGGGCUGAGGUUCCACCAAUGCAAACAAUUCAUGUACUGUGCCGGGAAAAACAGAGACGACGACCAGGACGGGUUCACGGAGUGGCGGAGCAUGAUCCGGAAGGUGCUCGCGCAGGAGUGUGCCCCUGUAGACCAGAGCGGCACCGGCUUCAACUACGGCAUCUACACCACCGCCAUCUCCUCCGGCGUCACCCACACCGCAGCGCUCAUCCCCAAGAUACUCUUCUGCCUCUGGUGGGGGCUCCAGAACCUCAGCACGGGCGCGCAGGGCCUGGAGACGACGCACUACAAGGGGGAGGCGCUCUUCGCCAUCCUGCUCGCUCUCUUCGGCCUCAUCCUCAUGGCGCUGCUCAUCGGAAACAUGCAGACGUACCUCCAGUCCAUGACACUGCGGAUGGAGGAGAUGCGCCUGAAGCGCCGCGACUCGGAGCAGUGGAUGCACCACCGCCACCUCCCCGACGACCUCCGGGACCGGGUGUGGCGACACAACCAGUACAAGUGGCUCGAGACGCGCGGUGUGGACGAGGACGGCCUGGUGCGGUGCCUGCCCAAGGACAUCCGCCGGGACGUGAAGCGGCACCUCUGCCUCCGCCUCGUCCGCCGGGUGCCACUCUUCGCCAACAUGGACGAGCGCCUACUCGACGCCAUCUGCGAGCGGCUCAAACCCAGCCUCUGCACGGAGGCAACCUACGUGGUCAGGGAAGGGGACCCCGUCGACGAGAUGCUCUUCAUCAUCAGAGGCCGGCUCGAGAGCUCCACCACCGACGGAGGGCGCACGGGGUUCUUCAACAGGGGGCUGCUCAAGGAAGGCGACUUCUGCGGGGAGGAGCUGCUGACGUGGGCGCUGGACCCCAAGGCGGCGGCGAACCUGCCGCUCUCUACUCGCACGGUGAAGGCCAUCUCUGAGGUGGAGGGCUUCGCGCUGCACGCCGACGAGCUCAAGUUCGUGGCCGGGCAGUUCAGGCGGCUGCACAGCAAGCAGCUGCAGCAGACCUUCAGGUUCUACUCGCAGCAGUGGCGCACCUGGGCGUCCUGCUUCAUCCAGGCCGCCUGGAGGAGGUACCAGAAGCGCAAGUUGUUGGAGCAGCGGCGGCGGGAGGAGGAGGAGGCGUACGCCGCAGAGGUGGCGGCGUCGGGAGUGUCGUCCAGCAGACUGAUCAAGACCACCUUCCUGGUGUCCAGGUUUGCCAAGAACGUCAUGCGCGGCGUGCACCGCCAGCGGUCGCUUCGGGCGGAGAACCUCAUCCUCCUGCCCAAGCCGCCGGAGCCUGACUUUGGCAGAGUCAACUACUGA